CGCACCACCACCACUCGACCAAAACCCUAGCGGGCGAGCGAGGGAGAGAGAGACCGCCCCGCCCGACCCCGCCGAUGGAGAGAUCCCGCCGCCUGCUGCUGGUGGCGGGCCUGCUCGCGGCGCUGCUCCCGGCGGCGGCCGCCGCGUUCGGGCCGCAGCCGGGGGCGCCGUGCGAGCCCACGCUGCUGGCGCCGCAGGUCGCGCUCUUCUGCGCGCCCGACUUCCCGACCGCGCAGUGCUGCGAGCUCGGCGUCCCGGUCGUCGACCUCAGCGCCUCCGUCCCCUGCGUCUGCCGCGUCCCCGCGGAGCCGCAGCUCGUCAUGGCGGGCCUCAACGCCACCCACAUCGCGCUCUACAGCUCCGGUCUCCGUCCAGGCGGCGCCCACCUCGCCGCCGCCUGCGAAGCACAUCCUCCCCCGGCCGCUGUCGUCAGCAGCCCCCUACCCACGCACCCGUCGCCUGCUACACGUCGCCGCAAGGACGCGCGGCCUCCUCAGCAGCAAUACUGCGCUGCUUCAUCUCCAGACACCACAUGCGGUGUGGUUCGUCCGGGCGCGCACCUCGCCACCGCCUCCGCCACCAUCCCAGGGACCCCCAGCCACCACGGAUGACUCUGCUAUGACCAAGUAUAUGGACAAGAUCACUCAUACGCUGACUGAGUCCAUGGUUAGUUCUUAUGCCAUGGGGGGUUUGCUGGUCGUGUCUGUUGGCACUGGCAUCGCCGUGUGGGUUUGGAAACAGUACUCAGAUAAGCACAGGGAGCCGGGGCAGCAUCCUCACGGAGAGGUGGAGAUGCCGCCACUACAUGCCGGACUACGUGGAGAUGCCGCCUCUAUCAUUGGCACAGCAGCUGCACGUCUGCGGAGGUCAGUGACAUCAGCGCCAUCCCUGCUGCGAGUGCGAGCGCCCCAUCCAUCCCUGCUGCGAGUGCGAGCGCCCCACCAGAGCCUGUUUCCGCUCGUGCCCCCCGCCCCCGGCUAGCCAUACCAGAGUAGGCAUCUGUUUGAAGGAAGAAUGUGUGAGGCUCAGUGUCAAAUCAUUGUUGAUUUGAAGUUACUGAUCCAUCAGUACCGUUGUUGGAACUCAGUGUCAAACUUCUUUAUAUGAAUCUCUUGCAUGCUGUUUCGUGCUCGAUGAGAUACUUUGCCCCUUGAAAAAAUUGGUGUUUCGUCAAUGUGGA
Triticum aestivum (bread wheat) is the source of this 1180-nucleotide messenger RNA. Its product is annotated as non-specific lipid-transfer protein EPAD1. The transcript is spliced from 4 exons. The record is from RefSeq and is a predicted model, not a curated record. The coding region runs from base 75 to 611 and encodes 178 amino acids. NCBI's taxonomy places the organism in Eukaryota, Viridiplantae, Streptophyta, Magnoliopsida, Poales, Poaceae.